Peromyscus leucopus (white-footed mouse) is the source of this 1601-nucleotide messenger RNA. RefSeq names its product phospholipid scramblase 2. Gene Ontology annotation, cellular component: plasma membrane. Gene Ontology annotation, molecular function: phospholipid scramblase activity. NCBI's taxonomy places the organism in Eukaryota, Metazoa, Chordata, Mammalia, Rodentia, Cricetidae. The transcript has 9 exons. Bases 449 to 1300 code for a protein of 283 amino acids. Gene Ontology annotation, biological process: phosphatidylserine exposure on apoptotic cell surface. The record is from RefSeq and is a predicted model, not a curated record.
CUACAAGGAGACAAAAUACAUUUAAUCUUGUGGCUCUGGACUUGAAAAGCCCUGGGCUUAUUAUGAUUAGAAGCCGCAGACUUGUUGCCAGGAGUGGCCAGCGCCAGUAUUUAACAAAUCCUCCUCUUAUUAAAAUUUAUUCAUGGUCAUGGCGAAUCUCCGAGCGACUCCAGACCCAGGGCAAGUCAUGAGGAGACUCUUAUCUCAGAGAAACCUAUUUAUCCGGAUGUGAACAACAGCUGUCUCAUGAUUUUAACAAAAACACCAUAAAGAAAAAUAGCACUGGCUGGUCAUGGUGGCGCCUACCAGUAUUCUGUAGGAGAAGUAGGGGAUUUGAGGACCACCGGCAUAAAUCCUCAGACUCUCCCAUCCCCAAACAAACAACCCAAGACGAGCAAAUCUAAACAAAAAAGAAACGAAAACAUUCUUGAGUCCCAGAGUCUGAAGAAUGCCGUGGAGUGGCGGCGUGUGGCACCUGUCCUUUUCACAGAGGGGUCUGGAGAGCAGAGCCAGUGCUGGUUCCAGGAUUCCCUGCUCAACAACGGCAUACACAUGGAGGCUCCUCGCCCAGGAACACAUUUGCCAGCUGGGUAUGCCCCUCAGUAUCCACCAGCAGCAUUCCAAGAUAGAUCAGAUUCUGAUUCACCAGCAAACAGAACUUCUGGAAGUCUUAACAGGCUUUGAAACAAAUAAUAAGUUUGAAAUCAAGAACAGCCUUGGGCAGAUGGUUUACCUAGCUGUGGAAGAUACUGACUGCUGUACUCGAAACUGCUGUGAAGCAGCAAGACCUUUCACCUUGAGGAUCCUGGAUAAUCUGGGCCGAGAAGUCAUGACUCUGGAGAGACCCCUGAGAUGUAGUAGCUGUUGCUUCCCCUGCUGCCUCCAGGAGAUAGAAAUCCAAGCUCCUCCUGGUGUGCCGGUCGGUUAUGUGACUCAGACCUGGCACCCUUGUCUGCCAAAAUUGACUCUUCAAAACGAGAAGAAGCAGGAUGUUCUAAAAGUUGUUGGUCCGUGUGUGGCAUGCACCUGCUGUACAGACAUUGACUUUGAGGUUUGGAAAGGACAUACCGCCUCCUCAUUUGGCUCAUGCCUUUGUAUACAUACUUUGAUCAAGUCUCUUGAUGAGCAGUCUAGAAUUGGCAAGAUCUCCAAGCAGUGGUCUGGGUGUGUGAGAGAGACCUUCACAGAUUCAGAUAACUUUGGGAUCCAGUUCCCACUAGACCUUGACGUGAAGAUGAAGGCUGUGACACUCGGGGCGUGUUUCCUCUUAGAUUACAUGUUUUUUGAAGGCUGUGAGUAGGAAAGAAGUCGUCCGUGUGGUGGGGACCAGCGAAAAUGACAGAGAAGCGUUGAUGUCUCCACAGUGAGACCAUGUAUAUGGGAAACUGGUGGCUGUAGUUUUCUGUAUUGAAAUUUCUCAGAAUUAAGCUAUAAUACAUGAGGCAUAAUAGAUACAGUUUUGCUUUCUAAAUGACAGUUUAUCCUCUACAUAAUUGGAAUAGACAUGGGCUUACUUCUUUAUACACAUCUAAAUUAUUCACUGAAUUAAAGGUAAAAAUGAAAAUGUAUAUUUAGAAAUAAAACAUUUUAUGGAAAAGUAA